GUCGGUUCGCUUGCUGUGAAGUACCAUGGGUCUCAUGGAGACCACGCCGAAGACCAGAAGGCGAAACAUCGCCUCUUGGGCGAAUGGAAGGCCGAAAUGACGAGACGAGAGCUGGGUGUACGGUUUCUGGAUGAAAUUCCAGACGAACAGCGGGAAGACGCAAUCUUAGAAGCUCAAACUUGUAAGAAAGAGGAAAUGGGCGAAGAAAGGUGGAACUUACUGAACGAGCAAGAGACCUUGAAGGAGCUCGUGGACUUCUUUGCUGACGAGGCGUUUCUUCAGCUCACUGAGGACGAGCGUCGCCGCUUGAAGCUCUGGAUAUGGACAGGGUGCGAUAUGCACAAAGAUCUGAAUGCGGUGAAGGGCGGGGACUCAGCAAUGAGAGAGAAAUGGAAAGAAAUGAAAGACUCACCAGUCAUUUUGGCAAAUCGGGAUAACGCUGCAGUGUUAUCAGUAUUUGAAGGUGCUCCAGAAGCUCCAGAUGGCUUAGAAGACGACGAGGAGGGUAUCCGAGAGGAAAAUCCGGCCGAAAAGCGAGCGCGUGAGGUAUCGAGUGCAGGAGCCGGACUACGCAAUGGGAAAGCUUGGACCGGCAGAGACGUCAACCAACCUGGACUUUUACGUUGGGUAUAUGCACUAUCUUCGGCUGAGAAAGACGUCCCGGUCCCUGAAUAA
This is a messenger RNA of Fomitiporia mediterranea MF3/22, 675 nucleotides long. RefSeq lists its product as uncharacterized. The record is from RefSeq and is a predicted model, not a curated record. NCBI's taxonomy places the organism in Eukaryota, Fungi, Basidiomycota, Agaricomycetes, Hymenochaetales, Hymenochaetaceae. The transcript is spliced from 3 exons. The annotation marks the transcript as partial.